GCUCCGCGCUCCCCUAAAGUGGCUGCGAGCCGGCCGCCCACUUUCGGGGUCUGGGGGACGGAGAAAGUGAUGCGCGCCUUCUGAAGCCUCGCAGAGCGGCACCCGAAGCAGCGUCACCUCUCCAACUUUCCCCCCACGACUCCUUCUCUUGACCCUGCCCGCCCUCGACCCUCCCCAAAGCCACUUAGGAUUUAUCAGCGAUGCUGGUUAGUGUUCAAGAAAGCUUCCAGCAAAGGCCCAAAGAGACUGGAGAAAUUUUCUGACGAACGCGCUGCGUAUUUUAGGUGUUAUCAUAAGGUUACAGAGCUCAACAACGUGAAGAAUGUAGCCCGAUUGCCAAAGAGCACCAAGAAACACGCCGUUGGGAUUUAUUUCAGUGACAACACCUCCAAGACCUUCGCCUGUGAAUCAGAUCUCGAGGCUGAUGAGUGGUGCAAAGUCCUGCAGAUGGAGUGCGUAGGGGCGCGGAUCAAUGACAUCAGCCUGGGAGAGCCUGACUUACUGGCCACUGGGGUUGAGAGAGAACAGAGUGAGAGAUUCAACGUGUAUCUGAUGCCGUCUCCUAACUUAGAUGCACAUGGCGAGUGUGCCUUGCAGAUCACCUACGAGUGCAUCUGUCUCUGGGACAUCCAGAAUCCCAGAGUCAAACUCAUCUCUUGGCCGCUAAGUGCCCUGCGGCGAUACGGGCGUGACACCACGUGGUUCACAUUUGAGGCGGGGAGGAUGUGUGAGACUGGCGAAGGGCUGUUUAUCUUCCAGACACGAGACGGGGAGGCCAUCUAUCAGAAGGUCCACUCUGCCGCCUUGGCCAUAGCUGAGCAGCAUGAACGUUUGCUACAGAGUGUGAAAAAUUCUAUGCUCCAGAUGAAGAUGAGCGAGCGGGCCGCGUCUCUGAGCACCGUGGUGCCCCUGCCUCGCAGCGCCUACUGGCAGCACAUCACGCGGCAGCACAGCACCGGGCAGCUCUACCGCCUGCAAGAUGUUGCCAGCCCUCUGAAGCUUCACCGAACAGAGACUUUCCCUGCCUAUGGGUCCGAGCACUGACAGGUGCUGUUGGAGAUGGGAACACACCUGUGACACGUCAGCCGCAGAUCCACCCAGGAGGUCACGAAUGACAGCAGGAGGAGCGUCCACAAAGACAAGAAGCUUAAAGUCCUGGCAAAUUGUGUGGUCAUCGGGAAACUCUGCAAUACAAUAGUUUUCUUUUCUUUCUCUCCUUUCUCUUCCUCUUUUUUUAAUUCUUAGUGUAAUUGAAACGUGCUCUCUAGAUACCGGCUUUUUGUUCACAGCUGGACAGAAAGGGGUCAAUGCCACUAAGUGAUUUUCUAUUGUUGACAUUGUGGUCCCUGCACUUCUCUGAAUCUGUCCUUUUGUGGAUUCCUGUGAUUUUCCUUCUGAGUGUUUUAAUUGUACGACCGUCAGUGCUGACCAUAAAAUGCCUCUUAAUUAUUUGUUA
Otolemur garnettii (small-eared galago) is the source of this 1456-nucleotide messenger RNA. It is a transcript of the gene DOK5, whose product is annotated as docking protein 5. The transcript is spliced from 8 exons. Gene Ontology annotation, biological process: positive regulation of MAPK cascade; cell surface receptor protein tyrosine kinase signaling pathway. Bases 448 to 1044 code for a protein of 198 amino acids. Gene Ontology annotation, cellular component: cytoplasm. The record is from RefSeq and is a predicted model, not a curated record. Lineage: Eukaryota; Metazoa; Chordata; Mammalia; Primates; Galagidae.